AUGGACGCCAAGCUGAUGGUGGCCACAGAGCUUGGCGAUGUCAAGAAGUUGAAGGGUCUGCUGAACAAGGAGGAUGCCACGGCGGUGGUUGUGGUGACGGCGAUGAGCAAGCCUACUUCCAAGGAGGACCAAUCCCAAGCAAGUAGCAUCAAGCCCAUGCUGCUGGCAUUGUCGCGCGAGGGCUCCUAUGCUGAGAUGGAUAUCUAUCUCGGGUCAACAAUGACACAGGAAUCUCCAGCGAGAGGCAGUAACGCCAAGGGGAAAAGUGCGGCGUCAGCUGCUCGUGAUAUGGAAGAGGGCGUCGACAACCAGUCUGCUUCUUUUGCAGCUCAAGCAUGCCUCAAGGGCGUCACUCCUGAUGGAAAUACUGCACUACAUGAGGUCGCCAGCAACGGGGAUGGCCACGAUUUUUUGAUGUGUGUGGACAUCAUCUGCAGCUUGGACAGCGGCCUCCUGUUUGCGAAGAAUCACAAGGGUGACACACCCUUGCAUUGUGGUGCCCGAGCUGGGAACUCCAAUAUGGUAUCUCAUCUCCUUGAUCUAGCUGCACGUGAGGGUGCUGACAAGAAGCUCAAUCUCUUGAGAGCGGAGAAUAACCUUAUGGAGACGGCCCUGCACGAGGCUGUCCGAAAUGAAGAUGGUCGACUUCUGGGACGUCAUGAGUUAGCAUCGCCUGAUGCAGAUCGUAAAAAGAAGAAUGGUGGUAGCAAUAAACCAGAAGAAAAGAGCAUAGUCAAGCUGCUCAUGGGUGCUGAUCCCGAAUUGGCUAAUCAUCCUGCAGACGGCAUUUCACCGUUUUACCUAGCUAUCUUGCUGGAGAAGAGUACGAUUGCACUCACUCUGUAUGAUAUGAGUGCUGGCAAUCUCUCAUAUGCCGGACCAAAUGGACAAAAUGCCUUGCAUGUUGCUCUUCUUCGAGACAGAGAUAUAGUGAUGAUACAGCUCCUACUGCAUUGGAACACGAGCCUUAUUACACAGGUGGACAAUGAUGGGAGUACGCCGCUUCACUUUGCUUCAUCGAUCUGCUUUCGGACUUCCUGGUAUUUGCGUGUUGAACUCCUCCGCAAGCUCCCUUGGUGUCGCUUCGUACGGGUUCAGCGGAUAUUCGUGAAACUACUUGAGGCGAGCCAAGAAGCAGUGUAUCUGGCAGACAAUAAGGGUUUUUUCCCCAUACAUGUGGCUGCCUCUGUAGGUUCCAUAGGUGCCGUAAAAUGUUUCCUUCAUAACCGUCCGGAUACUGCUGGAUUGCGCGACGCUAAAGGAAGGACGUUCCUUCAUGUUGCUGUGGAGAAAGAGAUGCUGAAAUUGGUCUCCUUUGUAUGCCUAACUCCAUCUGUAGAUUGGAUUCUGAAUAUGCAAGACAAUGAUGGGAACACUGCGUUGCACUUGGCUAUCCACGCCCGGGGCUUUAGGAUGUUCUGUGCUCUAUUGGGAAAUCGGAAGGUGAAUUUGAAUCUAACAAAUAACCACUGGGAGACUGCCCUUGAUCUAUCCAGAAGUAAGCUUCCGCGCGCAAUGGCCUAUGGUGGGAACUCUGAUAUUAAAAUAUGCUACGCCUUGCGGUCUGUUUGGGCAAACCAAGGGAUCCUUCGCUGGGAUAUGACAGAGGAAAAGUACAGUCGCCGUGUAAGGCCUGAGGACGAGGGCAAAGAAUCAGAUAGGCUGAAAGAUGCAACACAGAUGCUUACCGUUGCUUCAGUCCUAAUAGCAGCCAUCGCUUUCAGUGCAGCUUUUGCCCUUCCAGGGGGUUACAUAGCCGAUGACCACACAAAUGGUGGCACGCCAACACUUGCUGGGGGGUAUAUUUUUGACGCGUUUAUUAUGGCCACCACAUUAGCUUUCAUCUGCUCCUCGUUAGCUACCGCUGGUUUCAUGUUCGCUGGAACUCCCAUGGUUAAUUUGGUCACCCGCAGAGUCAACUUCAGCGUGUCCCUGUUUUUCAUGUCCAGUUCACUCACAUGCAUGUCGGUUGCUUUCGCACUGGGCGUCUUUAUGAUGCUAGCGCCGGUUGCUCGUGGUACUGCUGUUGCGAUCUGUCUUAUUACUCCUGCAGUAUUGCUGAUGACAAACAUGGGUAAUUAUUUGAAAUGGGCGAUUCUUGCACGACCAUUGUGUAUUAGGAAAGGGCUAUUCUUAGCGAUCACACAGAUAGUAUGCUGCAACGUGCGCACAGCCUUCAUUGCACUUUGGCCAGUCAUAGUUACCUUUGGCUGGGCCGGGUUGGCAAGGAUCCACCAGCUCCGCUAA
Lolium rigidum is the source of this 2247-nucleotide messenger RNA. Its product is annotated as protein ACCELERATED CELL DEATH 6-like. The transcript has 3 exons. Gene Ontology annotation, cellular component: plasma membrane. Gene Ontology annotation, molecular function: protein phosphatase regulator activity; protein phosphatase 1 binding. NCBI's taxonomy places the organism in Eukaryota, Viridiplantae, Streptophyta, Magnoliopsida, Poales, Poaceae. The coding region runs from base 1 to 2247 and encodes 748 amino acids. The record is from RefSeq and is a predicted model, not a curated record.